UUAGUUUAUUCAGGUAAACAUGGCGUCUAAACGUAAAUGUGACGCCACGGUUCCUGCGGAGGAAAGUGACCAACUGCUCAUCCGCCCGCUAGGAGCAGGACAGGAGGUGGGACGGUCCUGCAUCAUCCUGGAGUUCAAGGGACCAAAGAUUCUGCUGGACUGCGGGAUCCAUCCUGGUCUGGACGGGACGGACGCUCUGCCGUACAUCGACCUGAUCGACCCGGCUGAAAUUGACCUGCUGCUCAUCAGCCACUUCCACCUGGAUCACUGUGGAGCUCUGCCCUGGUUCCUGCAGAAGACCAGCUUUAAAGGACGCACCUUCAUGACUCACGCCACCAAGGCCAUCUACCGCUGGCUGCUGUCCGACUACGUCAAAGUCAGUAACAUCUCUGCAGACGACAUGUUGUCACGGAGACGGACCUGGAGGAGAGCAUGGAGAAGAUGGAGACCAUCAACUUCCACAGUGCGGACGGUAACAAGUGGUGAACACAGCGGUGAAGGACAGCCGCAUGAUUGUGUUGCAGUCAUAGCAGAAACCUGCUCUCUAAGGGCAGACUUGCAGGAGACUCCUCUAACAAACCCAGACAUGGAGUUGUUUGUGGACGGCUCAGCAUCACGUGAUCCAGCUCCUGGUCAAAAACACCAUCCCGAAGGCCGCAGAGAAGAAACUGCACGAUCUGGAGCCAGGGGACUGGAUUGUGGGAAAGGACUUCAGGAGAAAGGGCUCGCAGGUGGACCGGGCCAUUUCAGAUACUGCUAACAACAGAAACAGCAGUAAAAGUGGCUGAAAGAGCAACUUGGAUUCACGCCACCCACUGCAAACGAGUGCCAAAGCAACCAAAAGGCCUCAAACCAGGCGAAGAUGGAGAUCAGUGAUUGAGCUGAGCUUUCCCCUGCCUUGUGUUCCUAGGGAGGGAGGGGAGUGGAGGUCUCUGAGACCACCUAGAACCACUAAUCUCCCAAACACUCACCGCGGGCACACUGAAACCAACAGAUGGCUCUGGAGAGGUGACGGACCGAGACAAAACGGAGGCGUUGUUCUGCUCACUGUCAUCAUUUCCAAACAUGAAAACAACAAACUUGGCCUGACUGAGGGAAAGUUCCAGGCCGAAGAGGAGGAGAUGCACGUCCUCCCUGACAGCCCGGCUGGGCUGAAAGACAAUGCAUGGUAUGCAACCACGAUGACCACUUCAAGAAAAGUAACCAAUCAGAGCUGUUAUGCGUGUGCACAGCUCCCUCAUGGAGUGGGGAACUCCAUACCAGUGAAACCCAGACCAAUAAAUGUUUCAGAGACACUAGGAGCCCUGUUAACCUUCACUCAAGGGUUUCCCAGGGUGGGCCGAGAAGUUAAGGAUAUGACCAAGACACUUAACUGUGUAACAUCAGCAUGGUCAACUUUAGGGUUAGGUUCUGGAACACGUCUCAGAUAACCACCAGAUGUACCUUGGACAUGGGUGUCUUUCUAUAGGCCCUUUUUUAGCCGACGUCAGAGGUACGUCACAGCGUUAGCUGGAGGCAAAACAAACGGACAACCGGAGGCGGCCAAUACAAACCAGCACAGGGUCGGCUACACAAGGAGCUUAAAAUGUCAUCUUGUUGUGUUGUCAGAAUCGACGGAGUACAGGCAAUUUGAAAUUUUAUCGCAUACCUGCUGCCACUGCCAUACAAAAACCCGAAGACAGCUGUGGUUAAACGCAAUAAAACGAGCGGACUGGACAGAAACGAUCAUCAAAAAUUCUCGCGUAUGCAGCGCACACUUCAUAUCAGGUAAGUUAAGGACAGGCUUCUAUGGAUGAAGACAGCCCUGACUUCGUCCCGUCUGUGUUUUCCUAUAAAUGGCAGAAUGACAGGCCUGUGGAAAAGCUGGAGAGGCUGGAAAGAAAGAGGAAACGGGAAUGUUCAACAGUGGAGCAACAGGCUUCUUGCCAUGCUAAUGAUGAUCCAGUGACACCAGAGGAAGCAGUGGAAGAAGCUGAGGCUAUGGUCCCUGAAGCAGCAUACAACAGUCUCAGUGAGAAGUAUGAUCAACUCAACACUGAAUAUGUCAACUUAAGAAAAGACUUUUACCAACUUAAAGAGGAGAAUGAAAGACUGAAAUAGGAGCUUCAGAAAUCACGCUUCUCAUUCUCCACGAUCAAAAACAAUGCUGCACACUUUGUUUCUCACUGGGUUAACUUCAGUCAUCUUCAGUUGGUUAAUGUCAAAAAUUGAAGACAGUGUGCAGAAGCGAACUGAAAGUCUCAUGCUAGAAGAUCAUUUAUUAGUCGUUCUUAUGAAACUGAGAUUGGGGCUCAGUAACAGAGAUAUUGCAUAUAGGUUCAAAGUUUCUGAAAGCACAGUGUCAAACAUUCUAAGGUCCUGGUUGCCUGUAAUGGCAAACAUCUUGAAAUCCAUUAUUAAAUGGCCAAGUAAAGGUGCUGUCCUUAAAAAUAUGCCCAAAAGUUUCAGGCGACAUUUCAAGAGAUGCAGGUGUAUAAUUGACUGUACAGAGAUAUUCAUAGAAGACCUACUAACUUGACUGCCAGGGCUCAAACCUGGUCCAAUUACAAGCAUCACAACACUGUUAAGUACCUGGUGGGAAUAACACCUGCUGGGGCAGUUUCAUUUCUGUCCACGGGCUGGGGUGGGAGAGUGUCAGAUAAACAGAUAACACUUGAAUCAGGAUUUUUGCACUUGUUAGAGCCCAAAGAUGAAAUCUUAGCGGACAGGGGGUUUUGAUCAGGGAUCAACUUGCUGCUUAUGGUGCCACUUUGCGUAUACCAAAUUUUACCAAAGGAAAGAGUCAGUUACCUGCUUGUGAAGUAGAUUCAUCCAGACAACUGUCACGUGUGAGAAUACAUGUAUAGAGAGUUACAAGCAGAUGGAAGAGUUUCAAAAUUUUGCAUUCUGUUAUUCCUAUUUCCCAAGUUAGCCUUUUGGAUGACAUGGUGAUUGUGUGUGGUGCUCUUACCAAUUUGUGUAAAUCUGUGGUACCCAGAAAAGAGAGAGUAUGUCGUGUAUGAAAUAUCAGUGUUGUGUGUA
Micropterus salmoides (largemouth bass) is the source of this 3021-nucleotide messenger RNA. Its product is annotated as cleavage and polyadenylation specificity factor subunit 3-like. Gene Ontology annotation, biological process: mRNA 3'-end processing by stem-loop binding and cleavage. Gene Ontology annotation, cellular component: mRNA cleavage and polyadenylation specificity factor complex. The record is from RefSeq and is a predicted model, not a curated record. Gene Ontology annotation, molecular function: RNA binding; RNA endonuclease activity; 5'-3' exonuclease activity. NCBI's taxonomy places the organism in Eukaryota, Metazoa, Chordata, Actinopteri, Centrarchiformes, Centrarchidae. The coding region runs from base 20 to 760 and encodes 246 amino acids. The transcript has 10 exons.